Anarrhichthys ocellatus (wolf-eel) is the source of this 2228-nucleotide messenger RNA. It is a transcript of the gene gnb3b, whose product is annotated as guanine nucleotide binding protein (G protein), beta polypeptide 3b. NCBI's taxonomy places the organism in Eukaryota, Metazoa, Chordata, Actinopteri, Perciformes, Anarhichadidae. Gene Ontology annotation, molecular function: protein binding. Gene Ontology annotation, biological process: signal transduction. The record is from RefSeq and is a predicted model, not a curated record. The transcript is spliced from 9 exons. Bases 221 to 1249 code for a protein of 342 amino acids.
AGAGAAAGAGAGAGUUUCUCACUAGUAAGCUGCUACCAGUCUGCCGGGGGAGAGCGUCGGAGGAGCCUGCGAGCACCCUGGGAUUGUGGAAUCUAAAAAAACUUCAAAGGGGACCAGGAUCUGCAGUCGGUGCAGAAGGAGAGAAUUGACCACGUUGUGUGUAGAAAAAGAUUGACAGUUCCUUUUUUCCGUCAGUUAACAUCCCCAAAUAAACGUCGCCAUGGCAGCUGAGAAAGCUGAAAUGGACAUGCUGAAAAAGGAGUGCGAUGGCCUCCGUGCACAGAUUGAGGCGUCCCGCAAAGCUGUGAAUGACGGCAACAUGACAGCAGCAGCAGGAGGGGCGUCCGAUGUGGGCCGAGUCCAGCUGAAGCUAAGGAAGACACUCAAGGGACACUUGGCUAAAAUCUAUUCCAUGCACUGGGCCGCUGACUCCAGACAAAUGGUCAGUGCAUCACAGGAUGGCAAGCUUCUCGUCUGGGACACCUUCACAGGGAACAAGUUGGUUGCUGUCCCACUAAAGUCAGCUUGGGUGAUGAGCGUCGCCUUCGCCCCCUCUGGUAACAUGGUGGCCAGCGGUGGUCUGGAUAACAUGUGCACAGUGGCCAACAUCAAGACCACCAGCCCCAAGACUGUCAGGGAACUGGACGCACACACAGGUUACCUGUCUUGCUGCCGUUUCCUUAGUGACAGUGAGAUCUUGACAGCCUCCGGUGACACCACCUGCUGUCUGUGGGACCUGGAGACUGGCAAGCAGAAGAUCAUCUUCACCAACCACAUUGGAGACUGCAUGUCGCUGGCUCUCUCCGCUGACAUGAACACCUUCAUCUCUGGAGCCUGUGACUCUCUGGCCAAGCUGUGGGACCUGAGGGAAGGGACCUGCAAGCAGACCUUCUCAGGACACACCAGCGACAUCAACGCCAUCUCUUACUACCCCGGUGGAAAUUGCAUCAUCACAGGUUCCGACGACUGCAGCUGCAAGAUGUACGACCUGCGCGCCGACCAGGAGGUGAUUUGCUACCAGGACACCAGCCUGAACGCCGGCGUCACGUCUUUGACUCUCUCCAACUCAGGCCGCCUUAUCUUUGCCGGCUACGACGACUUCAACUGCCACAUCUGGGACUCACUGAAGGGAGAGAAAGUCGGUGUGCUGUCCGGCCACGACAACAGGGUGAGCUGCACCGGCGUCCCCGAGGACGGCAUGGGCGUCUGCACAGGAUCCUGGGACAGCUUCCUCAAACUGUGGAACUGAGGCGUCCCGGCGGAGGAAAACACCGGGCCAGGGGGAGAGGAGGAGGAAGAGAGGAAGGGGAGGAAAGGGGAAGGAAAAGGAUGAGAGAGAUAGGGAGCUCAAGAGGAGAGGAAAAUAAGCUACCAGACAAGUGAGGCUGGUGGAUAUUUGGUGCAAAUCUUCCUCUCUUUCUCUCUCCCUCUCUACUUCUUCCUCAUUCAUGUAUGCAAAAAUAUGAGAGGGAUGCGAAUGAGUCACGUUGUAUAAAUGGCAUCAGGUAACCAGUGCACGAUGCAUCCCGCUGUAUGUACAAGAGAGUCUUAUUGUUGUCAGGACGACUUAAUCACAAAGAAAACUAUUAAAAAAUAGCACAUUAUUCAAAAUGAUUACCGAGCAUAAAAUAAGCUCUUAUCGAGAAUGUCAAUUAUACACGUAUAGAUUUUUGACAAUAAUAAAGAAGAAAGAACACUCGAAUAUUGAAAAUAAGACUGUAGGAUGACAAAUUUAUUUGUAUUGUCUUUGACCUGUAAAAGAGCCCUGCACUUAUUUAGAUGAAAGAUUGAUAUGUACAUUUAUUUGUAUUUUAUAGUUUAACACAUUAGGAUGGAGAGUUGAUGUACAGUGUCUUUAUUUUUCUUUAUUUUAUUUGGGGGUUGGUUUUUUUGGGGGCUGCACAUAUCCAGACUACACGUGUACGGUAGAGCGGCCAUCUUGGGUCCCCUGCUAACGACCGGCGGACUUUGAUCCGAGAUGUGCUGCUGCUGUUUCCCCCGUCUCACCGUGACAAAUACGAUGACGUACCAAGACGGAUGAGAGGUGGAGAGACCGGCUGCCGGGUGGCAGUCUGACCUGAGAAACACUCUGUAAAGACCCGUGCUCUUCAUUUUACUCCCCUGGGUUCAGCUGCAUUUUGUAGUACUUUUACACUUGUGCAGUUCCUCUGUAAAAAAGACGAAAUGUUUGUUAAAAAUCUUUCUGAUAAACAUAGAAUUCUGCAUUA